AUUUCGGGGCCGAUUGCCGUCGCAAGCAAACAAGCCAAGCCCGUGGAGGUUAAACUAAUGGCGGUUCAGUAGCUCUAGCCAGCGCCCCUCUCUCUCUCUCUUCCCCUCUGCUUAAAUAGUUAAGUGUAGGCCUGUGCGUGCUUCCUCUGCUUCUGCUUCUCUCUCUUCUCUUCCUCGCCUGCGAUUCUUGCAGCAGAUAGAUUCUGCUGUGGACUUCUCCGAGCCUGCGGGAUUUCUUUCUCCAUUUCUUGAUGAGGUUCCCGGCUCGCAGGCAGUUCUUCUCCCAUCCGAGAGAAAUCGCAACCCAAAUCUUCUCCGUCGACAUAUGAAGCCACCUCCACGAACUCGGCAGCAAGCAACAACUUAGCGCCCACCGCCGGCGCCGCCAUCUCUAUUUUCUCCCCUUCCUUCAAAUUGACGCAGACGACGCGAAGCCAUGGCCGCUGCCCCGACCUUCACGGCGGCCUUCUUCUUCCUGCUCGUGCUGCUCCAGGUGCCGGCGCCCGCCAUUGCCAGCGCCGAGGAAGCGGCGGCGCUGCUCGCCUUCAGGCGCGUGUCCGUGACAGCCGACCCGCGCGGGGCUCUCGCGAGCUGGGCGCCGGCUAGCACCGGCGCGAACUCCACCGCGCCGUGCUCGUGGGCCGGCGUCUCGUGCGCGCCGUCGACCGACGGCCGCGUCGUCGCCGUCAACCUCAGCGGCAUGGACCUCGCCGGCGAGCUCCGGCUCGGCGCGCUGCUCGCGCUCCCGGCGCUCCAGCGUCUCGACCUCCGCGGCAAUGCCUUCUACGGCAACCUCUCGCACUCGGCGUCCUCGUCGUGCGCGCUCGUGGAGGUGGACAUUUCGUCGAACGCCUUCAACGCGACGGUUCCCCCGGCGUUCCUGGCGUCCUGCGGCUCCCUGCAGACCCUGAACCUCUCGAGGAACUCCCUCACCGGCGGCGGGUUCCCGUUCGCGCCGUCGCUGGCGUCGCUCGACCUGUCGCGCAACCGCCUCGCGGACGCCGGCCUGCUCAACUACUCCUUCGCCGGCUGCCAUGGCCUGCGGUACCUCAAUCUCUCAGCCAACCUCUUCACGGGGCGGCUGCCGGAGCAGCUGGCGUCCUGCAGCGCGGUCACGACGCUCGACGUGUCGUGGAACCUCAUGUCCGGCGCGCUCCCGGCCGUGCUCAUGGCCACGGCGCCGGCUAACCUGACGUACCUGAGCAUCGCCGGGAACAACUUCACCGGCGAUGUCUCCGGGUACGACUUCGGCAGGUGCGCGAACCUCACGGUGCUUGAUUGGUCCUACAACGGUCUAAGCAGCACCAGGUUGCCGCCAGGUCUCGCCAAUUGCAGCCGCCUUGAGGCGCUCGACAUGUCGGGGAACAAGCUCCUCUCCGGCUCCAUACCCACGUUCUUCACAGGCUUCACUUCUCUGAGGCGACUGGCAUUGGCCGGUAACGAGUUUGCCGGGCCGAUACCGGGGGAGCUGAGCCAGUUGUGUGGCAGAAUCGUCGAGCUGGACCUGUCGAACAACGGUCUGGUUGGUGCAUUGCCAGCGAGCUUUGCAAAGUGCAACUCCCUUGAGGUGCUCGAUCUUGGAGGGAACCAGCUCUCCGGGGACUUUGUGGCCACUGUCAUCAGCACAAUCUCCUCGCUCCGCAUGUUGCGGCUCUCCUUCAACAACAUCACUGGCGCAAACCCGCUGCCGGUGCUCGCGGCAGGGUGCCCAUUGCUUGAGGUGAUCGACCUCGGGUCCAAUGAGUUUAAUGGAGAAAUAAUGCCGGACCUGUGCUCAUCACUGCCUUCUCUGCGGAAGCUGUUCCUCCCAAACAAUUACCUCAAUGGCACCGUCCCCACAUUGCUUGGCAAUUGUGCUAAUCUGGAGUCCAUUGAUCUCAGCUUCAAUUUUCUGGUUGGCCAGAUUCCACCAGAAAUAAUUACUCUUCCGAAGCUCGUUGAUCUGGUUGUGUGGGCGAAUGGCCUAUCUGGCAAGAUCCCGGACAUUCUAUGUUCCAAUGGCACUACAUUAGAGACACUGGUGAUAAGCUACAACAACUUCACUGGAAUCAUUCCGCCGUCCAUUACAAGAUGCGUGAAUCUCAUCUGGGUGUCGCUCUCCGGUAACCGUCUCACCGGGAGUGUGCCUCCAGGCUUUGCAAAGCUCCAGAAGCUCGCCAUUCUGCAGCUCAACAAGAAUCUGCUCUCUGGACGUGUGCCAGCAGAGCUUGGCAGCUGCAACAACCUCAUAUGGCUUGACCUCAACAGCAAUAGCUUCACUGGCACGAUACCAUCGGAGUUAGCAGGCCAGGCUGAGCUCGUUCCCGGGGGUAUUGCGUCAGGAAAGCAGUUUGCCUUUCUUCGGAACGAGGCAGGCAACAUCUGCCCUGGUGCUGGUGUGCUCUUUGAGUUCUUUGGCAUCCGUCCGGAGCGUCUGGCUGAGUUCCCUGCAGUGCACCUGUGCCCAUCAACAAGGAUUUACACAGGCACGAUGGAUUAUACAUUCAGCAAGAAUGGGAGCAUGAUCUUCCUCGACCUCUCAUACAAUGGCCUCACUGGUGCAAUACCAGGGAGCCUCGGGAACCUGAUGUAUCUGCAGGUCCUUAACUUGGGCCACAAUGAGCUCAGUGGUACAAUACCAGAAGCAUUCUCAAGUCUGAAAUCAAUUGGUGCACUUGACCUCUCAAAUAAUCAGCUAAGUGGUGGCAUACCCUCAGGUCUCGGUGGUCUGAAUUUCCUUGCCGACUUUGAUGUCUCCAACAACAACCUGACUGGUUCAAUCCCUUCAUCUGGCCAGCUCACCACAUUCCCGGCAUCCCGGUAUGACAAUAACACUGCUCUUUGUGGCAUUCCUUUGCCACCCUGUGGGCAUGAUCCUGGCAGGGGAAACGGGGGACGAGCUUCACCUGAUGGGAGGAGGAAGGUCAUUGGGGCAAGCAUUCUUGUCGGAGUGGCACUCUCUGUGCUCAUCCUUCUCCUGCUGUUAGUCACACUUUGUAAACUGAGGAAGAACCAGAAGACUGAAGAGAUGAGAACCGAGUACAUUGAGAGUCUUCCAACAUCUGGCACGACAAGUUGGAAGCUGUCAGGUGUUCCGGAGCCAUUAAGCAUCAAUGUUGCAACAUUUGAGAAGCCGCUGAGGAAGCUCACCUUUGCACACCUCCUCGAGGCCACCAACGGAUUUAGUGCCGAGACCCUCGUAGGCUCAGGAGGGUUCGGUGAGGUGUACAAGGCCAAGCUCAAGGAUGGCAGUGUUGUGGCCAUCAAGAAGCUCAUCCAUUACACAGGCCAGGGUGACAGGGAAUUCACUGCAGAGAUGGAGACUAUUGGCAAGAUAAAGCACCGCAACCUUGUCCCACUGCUCGGAUAUUGCAAGAUUGGUGAUGAGCGGCUCCUUGUGUAUGAGUACAUGAAGCAUGGCAGCUUAGAUGUUGUCCUCCAUGACAAUGACAAGGCUAUUGUGAAGCUUGAUUGGGCAGCGAGGAAGAAGAUUGCAAUCGGUUCGGCGAGGGGCCUUGCUUUCCUCCAUCAUAGCUGCAUCCCCCACAUCAUACACCGGGACAUGAAGUCAAGCAAUGUGCUUCUUGAUAACAACCUUGAUGCCCGUGUGUCGGACUUCGGGAUGGCAAGGCUGAUGAACGCACUAGAUACACAUCUGAGUGUGAGCACACUUGCAGGCACACCGGGGUAUGUGCCACCUGAGUACUAUCAAAGCUUCAGAUGCACGACCAAAGGCGAUGUCUAUAGCUAUGGCGUUGUGCUCUUGGAGCUCCUCUCAGGGAAGAAGCCAAUUGAUCCGAAUGAGUUUGGAGACAACAACCUUGUCGGUUGGGUGAAGCAGAUGGUUAAGGAGAACAGAAGCAGUGAUAUAUUUGAUCCUACACUGACCGACACAAAAUCUGGAGAAGCUGAGCUCUAUCAGUAUCUGAAGAUUGCUUCUGAGUGCUUGGAUGAUCGGCCAAUCCGAAGACCAACCAUGAUUCAGGUCAUGGCAAUGUUCAAAGAGCUACAGCUUGAUUCUGAUAGUGACUUCCUCGAUGGAUUCUCAAUCAACUCAUCCACGAUAGACGAAUCAGCAGAGAAAUCAUCGUAAUGUUUUCUGAUUUUUGCAGUUUUUCGUUAUCUGGAAGGAUAGAACAGCAAACUAGCUCAAUUGUUUUAGCCUUAAGGUAGAAAAAGGUAGUCUCCUCCAGUUCGGUCGGAAAAGUUGUAAUUUUGAUUCAAGCAUAUGUACAUAAUACUUGAAAGUAUGAAGGGCAACACGAUGGCAGUGUUAAUCCUCUCCCCCCAAAAAAGCUGUUAUCUUAAGCUGGAGAGGUCGGUAUGUUCCUUUGAAUCGAA
Molecule: messenger RNA, 4320 nt
Organism: Brachypodium distachyon (stiff brome)
Lineage: Eukaryota; Viridiplantae; Streptophyta; Magnoliopsida; Poales; Poaceae
Product: brassinosteroid LRR receptor kinase BRL1
Exons: 2
Coding region: 437-4072 (1211 amino acids)
Biological process (GO): protein phosphorylation
Molecular function (GO): protein kinase activity; protein binding; ATP binding
Source: RefSeq, a predicted model, not a curated record